Leptonychotes weddellii (Weddell seal) is the source of this 5824-nucleotide messenger RNA. Lineage: Eukaryota; Metazoa; Chordata; Mammalia; Carnivora; Phocidae. The record is from RefSeq and is a predicted model, not a curated record.
GGGCUCUCGAGGUCACAGCGACCUCAGCACCGUCUUGGAGGAAGGCGGCGCGAUUUCCGCGCCGCCUUCCCGGCAGCAGGAGCCAGACCUCAAACAAUACGCCAAUCGAUGCCUGUAUGAGACCCGUUCCGGCCACCCGCUCCGCCUCGCCAAGGUCUCUCCGGUCUACCCCUAGCUGAAGCCGGCGCGCAGUCAGCAGCGUUAGCACUCGGGACAGCGCACCCGAGCCCGCCGGGGCUGUUUGCGGGCUAGCGGCUAGCGCUCCCCGGGGGCUCCCCUGCACGCCUCCCACCCACACGCUCUGACUCCAGCUCGUGAGCGCUGUCUGCCUCGCAUCCUCCCUCUCCCAUUUUUUCUCUCCGCCGCCCCCUCAUCCAUCCGGAUUGGACUCCUUCUCCUUCAAAAGCAGUUCGGGUGCUCGGCGCUUUCCCAUACCCCUGCUCCGCGGACCCUUCGGUCUCCUUCCCUAUUUAACCUCAGCCUUCCGAGAGAGUUGCCACGUCUCUAAGCCCUAACCCCAACACACACACGCAUUCACACGCAGACACGCACGUUUCCUGUCGCUGUGUGACACCCACCCUCUGCCGCACGGCCGCGCGGUCCCCGCGCCGUGCCCUCCUCCCGCCACACUCACACACGCACGCAGGCGCGCGCAGAGCCGAGCAGAGGGCAGCUCGCCGACAGUUCGCACUUGGAGGCGACCCGCUCCAGUCUCGCAGCGCUGAUGGCAUCUCCAGGCUCCGGCUUUUGGUCCUUCGGGUCUGAAGAUGGCUCCGGGGAUCCCGAGAACCCCGGCACAGCGAGAGCCUGGUGUCAGGUGGCCCAGAAGUUCACGGGAGGCAUCGGAAACAAGCUGUGCGCCCUGCUCUACGGAGACGCCGAGAAGCCGGCGGAGAGUGGCGAGAGCGAGCCCCCGCGGGCCACCUCCCGGAAGGCUGCCUGCGCUUGUAAUCAGAAGCCUUGCAGCUGCCCCAAAGCGGAUGUCAACUAUGCGUUUCUACAUGCAACAGACCUGCUGCCAGCGUGUGAUGGAGAAAGGCCCACUUUGGCAUUUCUGCAAGAUGUUAUGGACAUUUUGCUUCAGUAUGUGGUGAAAAGUUUCGAUAGAUCAACCAAAGUGAUUGAUUUCCAUUACCCUAAUGAGCUCCUUCAAGAGUAUAACUGGGAAUUGGCAGACCAACCACAAAAUUUGGAGGAAAUUUUGAUGCAUUGCCAAACGACUCUAAAGUAUGCAAUUAAAACAGGGCAUCCCAGAUAUUUCAAUCAACUUUCCACUGGACUGGAUAUGGUUGGAUUAGCAGCAGACUGGCUGACAUCAACAGCAAACACCAACAUGUUCACCUAUGAAAUUGCUCCAGUAUUUGUGCUCUUGGAAUAUGUCACGCUAAAGAAAAUGAGAGAAAUCAUUGGCUGGCCAGGGGGCUCUGGCGAUGGGAUAUUUUCUCCUGGUAGUCAUUUUUCUCUCAAGAAGGGAGCUGCAGCUUUGGGGAUUGGAACAGACAGCGUGAUUCUGAUUAAAUGUGAUGAGAGGGGGAAAAUGAUCCCAUCUGAUCUUGAAAGAAGGAUCCUUGAAGCCAAACAAAAAGGAUUUGUUCCUUUCCUUGUGAGCGCCACAGCUGGGACCACCGUGUAUGGAGCAUUUGACCCCCUCUUGGCAGUUGCUGACAUUUGCAAAAAGUACAAGAUCUGGAUGCAUGUGGAUGCAGCUUGGGGUGGGGGAUUACUGAUGUCCCAGAAGCACAAAUGGAAACUGAGCGGCGUGGAGAGGGCCAACUCUGUGACAUGGAACCCACACAAGAUGAUGGGCGUCCCUUUGCAGUGCUCCGCUCUCCUGGUCAGAGAAGAGGGAUUGAUGCAGAGUUGUAACCAGAUGCAUGCCUCCUACCUCUUCCAGCAAGAUAAACACUACGACCUGUCCUACGACACUGGGGACAAGGCCUUACAGUGCGGACGCCACGUUGAUGUUUUCAAAUUAUGGCUAAUGUGGAGGGCAAAGGGCACCACUGGGUUUGAAGCACAUAUUGAUAAGUGCUUGGAGCUGGCAGAGUAUUUAUACAAUAUCAUAAAAAACCGAGAAGGAUACGAAAUGGUGUUUGACGGAAAGCCUCAGCACACAAAUGUCUGUUUCUGGUACGUGCCCCCGAGUCUGCGUGUCCUGGAGGACAAUGAAGAGAGAAUGAGCCGCCUCUCAAAGGUGGCUCCAGUGAUUAAAGCCAGAAUGAUGGAGUAUGGGACCACAAUGGUCAGCUACCAGCCCUUGGGAGACAAGGUCAAUUUCUUCCGCAUGGUCAUCUCAAAUCCCGCAGCAACUCACCAAGAUAUUGACUUCCUGAUUGAAGAAAUAGAACGCCUUGGACAAGAUUUAUAAUAACAUAGCUCACUAAGCUGUUUCAAUUCUCUAGGUAGACAAUUAAGUUGUCACAAACUGUGUGAAUGUAUUUGUAGUUUGUUCCAAAGUAAAUCUAUUUCUAUAUUGUGAUGUCAAAGUAGAGUACAGUUUAAAAAUCCAAAAAACAUUGCUCCUUUUAAAAAUCCUUUCCUAAGUUUAGAAUACCUCUCUAAAAAUUAGUGACAAAAGGCUGUGUUCUAAUCAAUAAUGAAAAGCUUAAAAUUGUUAUAAAUACUUCCCUUACUUUUAAUAUAGUAUGCAAAUCAAGCUUUAUUUUCACUUCAGAGUAGUACGAUUGAAUAGUGCCAAAUUGCCCCUGAAUCCAAAAAGGUUCUUUGGGGCACAGUCCAAAGGAGAAAGUACAUAUAAAAUGUAUGUUGACAAUAAAAAUUCUUGCCUUUUUCAUAGUAUUAGAAAAAAAAUUUCUAAUUUACCUAUAGCAACAUUUCAAAUGUAUUUAAAUACAUAUAAUUUUACAAAAGGAAAAUAUAUAUAUUAAAAAGAAAUCCUAUUUUGUAACAUAUAGAUUUUUAUUUUAUAUGGGUUAUACAAACUGCAGGGUCAGAUAUAAAAAUUAAGCCAGAUUUUUUUUUCUCUUUCUUUUAAUGGAGGCACAAUAAAACACUGAGCAAAGUUAUUUUGAAACAUAGGCCCACAAAAUUCUUAAAAGGUAUAAUGCCUUCUUUCUAUUCAUGUGACGGUUUAUCAUAUCUCUAAAGUUAGUAUUACAAAACAAACACAAAAGAAUAUUGCAAGUUCUUUAAAAUGACUGACCAGAUCGACAAUAAGAUUCUCUUCCCCGCUGAGUUUUCCGCCCAGUUGACCCUGAGCAGACCCCCUCAGUAAGCACGGUAAGCCAAGCUUCAUCUUAGACUAAAACUAGGGUAAUUGUACUCUGCUUUCCAGUUCAGCUUGUUUUGAACAGAAGGUGGAUGCUCAUUCUGGAAGCAUCUUCCCAAAGAGUAUUCUUUUAUUAGGUCAUUUGGAUUAAUUAGAGAAAAUAAAAAUAAAAUCUAAUCAGCCUGAGCAAAAAGGAAUGAAGCACACUCCAGAAGGUGGUGAUCCCAGAAAAUUAAACUUGGCCUUGAGAGAAGAGAUCUUUGCGUGAACAAUGAUGUCCUCCUGGGCACCAUAUUGUCACUGUCCAGGAAGGAGUCAUUUACCUCCUGGGUAAUUGCUUAUUCCCAUUCUUUCCCCUCUCCUACACACAAAAGUUCCCAUCACUGGAAUCCCAAAUAAUUAAUUUCUAUCCCAUGGGUGGUUAUUUUCCUCUCAUGAAGUGAGCUCUUCACCUGAGAUUUUGAGACAGCAUCUUAAGACUUAUCUGCCUCUUGUCAAGACUGAAAGUGACCAGGGGCACCUGGGUGGCUCAGUCGUUAAGAUUGAAAGUGACCAGAGUAUGCAGAGAUAGGAAGAUCCUUAGAAUUCAGGAUAAUAUUUUAAAGAAUUCUUCUUCCCCUACAAACCUGAUGGAGAAGUCUGAACUAACAAGAGCUCCCAUAGAUAUUUGUGGGGCCACAGUUUGUUGGAUUCCAAGUACUAGUAUGAUGACUACAGACUGAUCUAGGCAGAUUGCAGAUACAAACUUAGAACAUUCAUCCUUUCUAUAUGUAUCUUAGAAAGACUACAGGUAUACAAAAGAAGAAAGAAAGAAAUGCCCUAUAAUAUAACCGUAAGAUCCCACCAUCUGAAAUCUGCAUGAGCUUGCCCCUACAUUCUUUCUCCCACAUUAUAUCCAAAAACAUUGAUACUUGAAAUGAACAUAGGUUUGGGUCCUUCCUGUCUAGGAAGCAAAUGGGUUCCCUAUGAUGAUUAGGAGAAAACUUUUAUCUGUACCCCAGAAUUUCAUGAAGGAAUAAACCUCCCAUUCUAGGCUAUGUCUAAUGGCCAAGCAUCCCUUUCCCUUCUAGAAAUGGGCCAUUGAGACUAAGCACAUAGCUGCCCAUCUAUCUUGAGACUCAGGCCAAAAGGUCCUACCUCAGAGGCAGAGACACUAACUGUCAAACCCACUGUCCUGCUUGGAGAAGACAGUGGAACCCAGGGCCCUGACCUGGACAGACCCCUCUCAACUGCAGGAUGCUUAUACCUUGCAGUACGAUCCUCUAUCAGAAGCUGCUGCUUUUUAACUUGAUGGUAUGAUGGAAUUAAAAGGAGAAGCAUUUGUGUCUGUGUAUGAAAUUCCAGCAAAAUAAUUUUUACAAAUAGGUUGUUGCCCCCACUCCCUGCCCCUUCCAGAUCCUUCCCCAAGUUGUCUGGGAGUCUUGCUCAAUCAGUGAAAUCCCUGCCAACCAAAACCCAGGAAAGGGGGUAAAUAAAAGCUUAAUAGGUCCCAGUAUUCUAAUAAAAUAUUCUUUAAAGUAGGUCUGUAAUCUACUUGGGAGAGAGGGAGGGAGGGAGGAAGGUGGUUUUGAACAUUAGCUCAAAUUCCCAGUGCCAAAGGCCUUUAUGUGGGACCAUCCUUUCCAAAUUUAAGAAAAGUCUGGGGUUAACUUAAUCAGAAUUGACAUGGCCAUUUUCAUUAAUUCAGCAAUAUUGUGUUUAUUAUUUUUAAAUACUUGAAAAAAAGGUGUGGUAUGUCUUUAUCUGAGACACAUAAAUGGCAUUGACUUCGUGUACUAUCACAAGGCUGUGAAGAAAGCAAAGGAAAUCAAUUGUGUGUAUAAAUUGUGUUGCUUUCAUUAUAUUGAUAGUACUCUCUCGUCACCUCAGAUUGGGGUUGUGCACUUUAGCUCUGAACUGUACAGUGUUGCAAAUCAACAUAUGUUGCUGUAAAAGCUUGUACAACAUAUUAUUGACAUGUCUUUUUCUGUGUGGUAGCUGUAUCAAUAUUACAAGAACAACAUCGGCAUCUGUUCCUGUGUGCUUUCUCUCUCCCUCUCUCUGCUAAACUGUACGCCCUCCACAUCUGCUCUAAUAGAGAACAUGCUCUCAGCUAAGCUCUCUACCGAGAAAUCUCCUUUGAGAACUGUGUGAUUGCACAAAAAUGCAAGGUGAAUGCCGCUCAUGUCUGAGAAUAGAGGAGACCCAUAUGGAGUGUCACAAACUGCCCAAAUUGCAGGUUUUGUCCCCACUGGGGUUUGGAGUAGGAGCUAUUCCUCAGAACGUGGACAAAGAAAGCACAGGUGUAAAUAUAGCAGCAGGACAGGGAAUCAAGGACCCUCAUGGUGGGUAUCAUCUUGCACGUGCUCUCCUGUUUUCAGAUGCUACGUACAAACACUGUGUAUUUAUUAGUUUCGUGCUCCAAAAUACUGUUCCCAACUGGUGUUUCUGAAAGACAUCAACAUCUCUCCAACAUUACGCCAUUUACUAAAGACAGAAAAAAAUAAAAAAUAUAAACACGUGGCAACAUGUUCUUCUUACCAAAUAUAAACUUGUGUAUGAUCAAAGUAUUUUAUCUGUGUUGUCUCUCUAAACCCAAAUAAAUGUGUAAAUGUG